AUGACGGCAGACCCCCCAACUGUAGUCUCCCCAAAGCCAAGGCAGCCUGUUGCCGUGGCUGGCCUCAUUCAACACGCCAUCGCCAUUUAUCAAUUCUUGGUGUCUGUUCAUCGAGAUGACUUGGCAGAUGGUAAUCUUACAGUUUCCACGUCACAUAUUCAUACCCUAUCCUCCAAGCUGGAUGACAUUGUUGCGGUCCUUGAAAAACAUGUUGGCCACAACGACCAUGACAUCGGUUCUCUUCCAUGGGCAUGUCACAAGGUCGGUCAAGAUCUCAGCUUGAAACUCAAUCGCAUCAAGAGCCAUUUUGCUGCUGCGGAUGAUAUACGCACGGUUGAGUUUCGUAAAGUUUGGCCAGCUGUUGACAUUGAGGCGCUUGGGGACCGUCUGCACGAACUCGCUGGCCGCUACCCUGAUGCACGUAUCACUUUCAAAACUUCUGCAAUUUAUACUGGCUCGGAAACGACCGCUUUCGAAAAUGAGGCUCGCCGAGACGAUGGCCAAGACGAAAUGUACCAGACCAAACUGGAUUUCAGCGAAAAGAGUGUCAUGAAAAUGCCACGCAAGAGCAAAGUGAAAGCUGGCCCGGUUGGAAUAUUUCAAGAUAAUGUUCCAGUUCCCAAAGCGUCUGAAAAGCCACGGCUAGCUCCUGCAAGUCUUCUGUAUGACUUCAUCCUCGAAAAUUUGGCUUACAAGACUAUGCACGAUAGAGAGGAGGAAGUUGCUGAAGCUCAUGGGAGCACUUUUGACUGGGUAUUUAACCAAGCAGACACUCGAGGCAAGCAGUCUGAUUGUCUUGAACAUGAGUUGACCGCUUGGCUUGGCACCGGCGAACUGGGCCCUAUUUACUGGAUUACUGGUAAACCCGGCUCUGGAAAGUCGACGUUUAUGCGUUUCCUGUUCCAGCACGAUUUGACGCGUCAAUAUUCGAAAGCUUGGGCAAACGGCCAACCAGUAUGCAUGGCAGGUUUCUUCUUUUGGACCAGCGGAUCGCGAGACCAGCGCUCUCAAACGGGUUUACUUCGCUCACUUCUACACCAACUGCUUUCCAAAAACAUGGAAUUGAUCCCGGAUACGUUCCCCGACUUAUGGCAAAAGCUGAGAGUCAUGACCACCAAGGAACGAAUACAGCUGUCCCUGGAAUGGCUCGUCAAGGACUUGUUGUCUGCUUUCCAGCGUCUAAUGGACGCAGCACUGCCCAAUAUGAAGAUUUGCCUAUUUGUGGACGGCCUAGAUGAAUUCGACGGCGACCACAUUACCAUGAUCAACUUCUUCAGGGAUCUUGGCUUGGGCAAACACGGAGGUUCCGUGAAGAUGUGUCUGUCCUCGCGGCCGUGGGCUGUGUUCGAAAACGCAUUCGAGCAGGCGGUGCCACAUAUGAAGCUCCAGGACUUAACGUACGUUGAUAUGCUCAAGUACACUGCCGAUAAGCUACUUGACAAUGUGAAUAUCCGCCGAUUACUACGAAAGAAUCCUGAAUUUGGUGAACAGCUUGUCAAUAAUGCCGUUCAGCGAGCGGACGGAGUGUUCCUAUGGGUGAGACUGGCAGUGAAUGAGCUCACUGCCAAGUGGAAAGUUGAAUCCGGGACAACUGCCCUAGUCUCUAUACUCGAACAGCUUCCCACUGAUCUUGACGACUUAUUCUCCAAGUUACUGUUCCAAGACCAGACGAAGUCAGAGCAGGGAGAAACAGCAGUGGUAUUCCAGCUCAUUCGCGCGAGAGAGAUAGUCGCAGACUUUGUGAGGGAUGAUUCAGCGAAUUCCCUUACCGUCUGGGAACUAGCCUUUGCUUUACAAGAGCAGGAUGACGCUCACACUACCACCUGGGAAGUUGAGGAGGCAGACAACAAGUUUAUUUACGACCGGUGCCGCAUGACGAUUCAUCAGAUCACAGAGCGCUUUGCCCGCCUACUGGAUCUUCAUCGGCCUACAAGACAGGGGAACAUGAAGCCUCGCUUUUCGGACGACACCCUGCGCGACGCGAGAGUUGAAGCCGCACAGCGAGUCACAUACAUACAUCGCACAGUUCGUGACUGGCUCAUGGAUGCACCGGGUAUCCAGGAAAGAUUAGUUGCGCAGUCACCUCCCACGUUUGACCCUCACCUCCGUCUACUGCGAUCAUAUGUCCUUCGACUCAAGAGGCCGCUUGAAGAGAUUGAACACCAUCGGCGACUGGAUGAGUGGUGGCCAGAUAUUGCUCUCGCGCUAACACACGCUCGAUAUAUCACAAAUGAUCCUCUUGGUCUUCAGAGACAGUUUGUAAAUGAGCUCAACGCGACGCUAAGCUGGCACUGGCUUGAGAAGCCCCAAGAUCCAUAUGACCACUGGGCCAGAAAUGCAUUUGGCAGUUACGAGAUCCGCAUGAAGGCCGCACCGAUAUGGCAGCCGUUUCUGUGCCUUGCCACGAAAUUCGGUCUGACUCGUUAUGUUUCCGAGGAAGUUACCGCUCGGAACGGCUCGGAAAAGCAUGGAAUUUCAGAAGAGCAGCAAGAACUGGAGCAAGAUGAUGCUACGCCGUUGUUGGCGUAUACGACAGAAUUCGUGUGCUCCCGUAUGAAGAGCAUAUUUCCGCUUUCUGAUCCGGAACUCGUUAGGUUUCUGCUCAGGAAUCCGUGUCGUAUUAACCCGGGUCCUAAUCAUGAGUAUUCCGACUUUGUUACCCGGUCGGGGAGGACGUCGUGGGUGGCGCUUUUACGGCAUUUGCGGGAUGCGCGGCGGCGAGGGUUUAUAGCUUACUAUGAUACUGAUGUUGAUGGAACGUGUCGAUGGGUAGAAAUCGUGCGUCUGUUUUUGGAGGUUGGUGAGGCGGACCCUCAUGCUGUGGUCUUGAAGGAUAGUUGGGAUCCAGAGAUCACGGGCUUGGGGGUGUUGGAAUUACUGGAUGAGACGUAUGGGGCUGUUGAGCUGAAGGAGUUGAAGGAAUUUAUGGCUAGGAAAAGGGAGGAGAAGGGAAAGCAGUCGCAAUAUGCGCUACGAUCGAAGAAGGCAUGA
Pochonia chlamydosporia 170 is the source of this 2991-nucleotide messenger RNA. Its product is annotated as small s protein. The record is from RefSeq and is a predicted model, not a curated record. The coding region runs from base 1 to 2991 and encodes 996 amino acids. The transcript is spliced from 2 exons. NCBI's taxonomy places the organism in Eukaryota, Fungi, Ascomycota, Sordariomycetes, Hypocreales, Clavicipitaceae.